UUGCUGUUUUUGCCGCGUAUUAUUUCUUGAAGAUUCCACUUAUUAGUAUGACUACCACUGAGAAACGCCAAGUUUUGCCUACGAAUGUUAGGCCGACUCACUAUAACCUGACCUUGCUUCCAGACUUAAAAGAAUUUACGUUUAACGGGACAGAAGUCAUUAAUUUAAAUAUUAAUGAAAAUACUAAAGUUAUAAUACUUCAUGCUAAUGAUGUUAAAGUCAAGUCUGCAAAAAUAGUGAGCCUAAACUUAAAAACUAGUUACAGCCAUGAAGCUGUAGACAUCUCCCACGAUGAACAAAAACAAACCGCGACUUUGACGUUUCCUCAUGAUCUCCCGGCUGGAUCCACGGCUGCUCUACACUUAGUGUUUGCUGGUUACUUGAACGACAAAAUGGUUGGGUUUUACCGAAGCUCUUAUAAAGAUGAACUUAACCAAACAAAAUAUAUGGCAACAACCCAAUUUGAAGCUACAGAAGCUCGUCGCGCAUUCCCCUGUUGGGAUGAGCCAGCAAUCAAAGCUACGUUUGAUAUUACGUUAGUUGUACCAUCUGACUUGGUUGCAUUGAGCAAUAUGAAUGUAAUUUCCGAAAGACAACUACCGAAUGACAAAAAAGAAGUCAAGUUUGCAACAACUCCUAUAAUGAGUACUUAUUUGGUUGCAUUCAUUGUUGGAGAUUUAGCGUACGUUGAAAAAUCGACCACGGGGGCUCAAAAUGGAGGGAAGCCCGUACUAGUCAGAGUUUAUGCUACAAAGGGCCAAGAAAAUAAUGGUCUCUUUGCCUUAAAUGUUGCAGCAGAUGUUUUAGAAUACUUCGCUGGAGUCUUUGGGAUUCCUUAUCCAUUACCGAAGUGCGACAUGGUUGCUAUUCCCGAUUUUGAAGCCGGGGCUAUGGAAAACUGGGGCCUUAUAACUUAUCGCACUGCUGCAAUUCUGUUCAAUCCCAAGGACUCUGAUGCCAAAUUUAAACAACGUAUUGCGUAUACAGUGUCUCACGAACUGGCACAUCAGUGGUUCGGAAAUCUUGUGACUAUGGAUUGGUGGGAUCACUUAUGGCUUAAUGAAGGCUUUGCCACCUGGGUCGGAUAUCUUGCUGUCGUCAAGGUCUUUCCCGAAUGGGAUUAUUGGACUCAAUUUGUUACCGAUGGCCUCCAACGAGGACUUCAGCUUGAUGCAUUAAGGUCUUCUCAUCCUAUUGAAGUGCCUGUUAACGAUCCGAGCGAAAUUCAUCAGAUUUUUGAUGCCAUCAGUUAUUAUAAAGGUGCUUCUGUUAUUCGUAUGCUAAGUAAUUAUCUUGGUGAAGAUGUAUUCUUGGCAGGUGUGAGGCGUUAUCUUAAGCGUCACGAAUACGGUAACGCUAGUACAGGUGACCUAUGGAAGGCAUUGGCUGAAGAAAGUGGAAUAGAUGUUGAGGAGUUCAUGUCAGUUUGGACCAGAGUUGUCGGAUAUCCGGUAUUAAACGUUACAGAAUCGGAUCCUAACACUUUAUGUAUUAGUCAAUCUCGUUUUCUUUCGUCUGGAAUAGUUGGUUCGGAUGAGGACACUACGGUCUGGUGGGUUCCUCUUGGAAUAGACCUCGGAUCUAAUGUUCAAAGUGAUGUUAGAAACGCAGUUCUUUCAAAGAAAGAGGAAAUCUUAAAGCUGCCUCAUCGUGCAGACGAUUUUUAUCAAAUUAAUGCACGGAAAACUGGUGUUUUUAGGGUAAAUUACCCUCCUGAACGUCUAGCAAAAUUGGGUCAGGCAGUUAAAAAAAAUCUACUUGAAACCAGCGAUCGUGUUGGAUUAGUUGCUGAUGCUGGGGCAUUAGCCCUAAGCGGACAUGGAAAGACCAGUGGCAUGUUGAGUCUUAUAAAAGAAUUUGAAGACGAGGAAAAAUACAUUGUAUGGAUGGAGAUCAACUCCCGCAUGGCUGAUUUAUUAACUGCUUGGUUUGAACAACCGGAACAUGUGUAUCAAGGCCUUCAUGCAUUUAGACGUCAUCUGGUUUCUAAAUUAGUUCGUAAAUUAGGUUGGGAAUAUUCGGAUAGUGAUGACUUUUUGACAACAAUGCUGAGAACUUUGGUCAUUAGAACGGCUGGCAAAUCUGGAGACCCAGACGUCGUUAAUGAGGCGCUUCGUCGGUUUAAGCUCUUUACAUCAGGCGAUGAAUCUGCUUUUCAUCCAAACAUUCGCGGUGCGGUUUAUGAGAUAGUAUUAACCUAUGGUGGAGAAGAGGAGUUUGAUUUUAUUCUAGAUGCUUAUAAAAAUGCAAAGACAGCAGACCAAAAAAUUGUUACUCUAAAUGCACUGGGUUUAGUGCAGCAAGAAAAUCUAAUUCAAAAGUUCUUGCAUUUUGCAAUUUCUGAUGAGGUAAAAAACCAGGAUAUUAUUUACGCUUUUGCAGGGUUGCAAGCCAAUCGCAAAUCACGUAGACAGCUGUGGAAUUUUGUAAAGCAAAAUUGGGAAUUGAUUCACGAGCGUUAUUCCAGAUCUCUUGUUCUUUUUGGAAAUGUUAUCAAAUAUUCAAUUGAUUUGUUUGCAUCUGAAGAAGAUAUUCGAGACAUUGAAAAUUUCUUUAAGGACAAAGACACAAAGGAAUUUGCAAGACCUUUAAAACAAAGCUUAGAGAAUAUUCGCGUUAACGCUGCUUGGUUGUCGCGAGAUAAGGAAGAUGUGGAAAAUUGGUUAAAAAAUAAUGGAUAUUAA
This is a messenger RNA of Acaulospora morrowiae, 2684 nucleotides long. The record is from the annotation of a GenBank genome assembly. NCBI's taxonomy places the organism in Eukaryota, Fungi, Glomeromycota, Glomeromycetes, Diversisporales, Acaulosporaceae.